Messenger RNA from Guillardia theta CCMP2712, 504 nucleotides. RefSeq lists its product as hypothetical. The record is from RefSeq and is a predicted model, not a curated record. Lineage: Eukaryota; Cryptophyceae; Pyrenomonadales; Geminigeraceae. Bases 1 to 504 code for a protein of 167 amino acids. The transcript has a single exon.
AUGCUCCUGGUGAGGCUGAACUCCAUGGCGGAGGCCGAGUUUGAGGAGGAGUACAACAUCUUCAAUCAGAUAUGCUUCAUCGUCUACAUGUCUCACAAACAUCAGAUUACUUAUGUGGACUACCUCUACGAGCCCAUCAGGUUCCUUCUUGUGAGGUCGAGCAGGUAUUGGACUAUGCAGAAGUGCAAGAAGGUCAACGCCCAGUCCAUCAAGAUGCUCGAGCAGAUCGUGGCGGCUUCCGACAAGGCGAGCGAGAUCACAGACCAGCACAAGAAGCUUGCUAGGGACAUCAUCAAGUAUGGCCUGUCCCACAUUAAGAAGAUCCAUGCAUCCUUGAACCUUCUGAACAGCAAGGCACUAAACAAUGAUCCCCUGACCAACGCCAACCAAUGGUGCUGCCUUUGCCUCCCUACCCAGAGUUGCUGCCUCUGCAGGCACUUUGCCCAUGUGGGCAGGGCCAUGAAUACGCUUAAGGCCAGCAUGGGUAAGUUGGGUGGGAUGUAG